AUGAAGUUUGGCAAGGAAUUUGCCUCUCAAAUGGUGCCUGAAUGGCAGGCAGCUUACAUGAAUUACAAUUCUUUGAAGAUCCUGUUGAAGCAAAUCCAGCAUUUGAGGCAAAAGAACAAGCAACCAGAUACCCCGGCUCGUCUUCAGCGAGACUUAAAGCUUUAUAGAACCUUUAGUGGUUUAAUGCAGAGACAAAACCAACGUGCGAACUCCUUGAAUGAUCAAGACAUUGAAAACGAAGCCAUUCUUGUGAAUCAUGUGAAAGGAAAUGGAUCUGCAAAGUAUGAGACAGCCUUUCUGAUGACUGCAGAGGAAGGUGGGGAAUGCGAGCAGCUGUUCUUUAGAAGGCUUGAUAAUGAGUUGAAUAAAGUUGACAAGUUUUUCAAGUCUAAAGUGAAAGAAGUGGUUGAAGAAGCUCAAACAUUGAGCAAGCAAAUGGAUGCUUUCAUUGCUUUCCGAAUAAAAGUUCUGAAAGUACCACCGAGAUUUGAUCAUGUUCAUCCACCUUCAACAGAGACAGGAUCAAGCCCUAAAAUCUUUACCCUACGUGCAGGAAUGGUUGCUAUGAAUGAAUAUAAAGGCAAACCGCAAUCGGAUGACUCAAUUGAAGAUAAUGACAAGCAUACCAAUUAUAUCAGCCAAGACAUUCAAGAAGAAAAUCCCAAGAAUCUUACCAGUAUUAGAUCUGCUUCAAUGAACAUACUGAACCAUGUGAAGUUGAAUGAAGCUAUUCAGACUCAUUUUUCAAGUAGUAAACAGACACAGCUAAACUUCAGUAAGGAAAACCUGAAGAAAAUUGAAAAGCAACUGAAGCAGGCGUUUAUUGAAUUUUAUCAGAAACUUACGCUUCUCAAGAACUACAGGUUCAUGAAUAUAUUAUCAUUCUCUAAAAUCAUGAAGAAAUAUGAUAAGAUCACUUCAAGAAGGGCAUCAAGAAAUUAUAUGAGAAUAGUGGAUAAUUCCUAUCUUGGCGGCUUUGAUGAAGUAACCAAGCUAAUGGAGAGGGUUGAAGCUACAUUCAUCAAACAUUUUUCGAAUUCAAACCACAGCAAAGGAAUGAACAAGCUAAGACCAAAACCGAAGAAAGAAAGGCAUAUAAUAUCGUUUUGUACUGGUCUCUUUGUUGGCUGCACAGCAGCUCUGAUACUAGCUCUUAUAUUGAUCAUACAUGCACGCAAUCUCCUCGAUAAGGGAGGAAAGGCUCAGUACAUGGAAACCAUGUUUCCGCUUUAUAGCUUGUUCGCAUUUAUUGUUCUACAUAUGCUUAUGUAUGGAGCCAACGUCUACUUUUGGAGGCGCUAUAGAAUCAACUACACCUUCAUAUUUGGCUUCAAGCAAGGGACCGAGCUGGGUUACCGAGAAGUUCUGCUCUUGAGUUUUGGUUUUGCAGCGCUAGCACUGGCCAGUGUGAUCUCAAAUCUUGACAUGGAGAUGGACCCUAAAACAGGAGAUUACAAAGCACUCACAGAACUAAUUCCCCUAAUCUUGGUCACGCUUGUAAUUGUUAUAUUAAUCUGCCCAUUCAACAUCCUAUAUCGCUCAAGUCGCUUAUUUUUCCUCACAAGUCUGUUUCACUGUAUUUGUGCUCCUCUCUUCAAGGUCAAAUUCCAGGACUUCUUCUUGGCAGAUCAGUUAACUAGCCAGGUGCAAGCCAUAAGGAGCCUGCAAUUCUACAUUUGCUAUUAUGGUUGGGGAGACUAUAAAAUUAGACAGAACACCUGCAAAAUGAGCAUUGUUUUCAACACUUUCUACUUCGUAGUUGCAGUAGUUCCAUACUUGUCCCGUUUACUUCAGUGUCUCAGACGCCUACAUGAAGAAAAAGAUCCAAUGCAAGGAUACAAUGGAUUGAAGUACCUUUUAACAAUUGUUGCUGUUUGCACGAGGACUGCUUAUGGCCUGGAUAAGGGAAUCGGCUGGAAAAUGCUAGCAUGGAUUUGUUCGGCAAUGGCAGCUAUCUAUGGUUACUAUUGGGACCUUGUUGUCGACUGGGGACUUCUGCAACGCCACUCUAGAAACCGGUGGUUGAGAGAUAAACUGCUUAUACCUUACAAAGGUGUAUAUUUCGGGGCAAUGGUCUUGAAUUUCAUGCUGAGAUUUGCCUGGUUGCAAACUGUGCUGAAUUUUAAGGUGUCUUUGCACAGAAAAACUUUAAUUGCUAUUGUUGCCAGUCUAGAGAUCAUUCGUCGUGGCAUCUGGAAUUUCUUCAGGUUGGAGAAUGAACAUCUGAACAAUGUUGGCAAGUUCCGCGCUUUUAAGUCAGUACCAUUACCUUUCAACUAUGACGAGGAUGAAGAACGGGAUGAUUAG
Messenger RNA from Theobroma cacao (cacao), 2307 nucleotides. RefSeq names its product phosphate transporter PHO1 homolog 3-like. Lineage: Eukaryota; Viridiplantae; Streptophyta; Magnoliopsida; Malvales; Malvaceae. The record is from RefSeq and is a predicted model, not a curated record. Gene Ontology annotation, cellular component: cytoplasm; trans-Golgi network; plasma membrane. Gene Ontology annotation, biological process: phosphate ion transport; cellular response to phosphate starvation. Gene Ontology annotation, molecular function: phosphate transmembrane transporter activity; inositol hexakisphosphate binding.